AUGGAGGUGCAGCGGAAACGAUCCAAGGAUGCAGCUCGCGAAGCUGCCAAGGAGGAAACUAAGGAAGAGGAGGAGGAAGGAGAGAAAGUUGACUUCACCCCCGCUCCCAAGGAUGGCUUGACUACCCAUGAAGCUGAAGAACUGCUCAAGAAGUGGGGCAAGAACGAACUCACUGAGAAGACAACUCCCAAGUGGUUGAUUCUGCUCAGGCUGUUGUCUGGUCCCAUGCCUAUCAUGCUCUGGAUCGCCGCAUUGGUCGAGCUCAUCAUUGGGAACUAUCCUGAUAUGGCGAUCCUCCUCUUCAUCCAGUUUACCAACGCUGGCAUCUCCUUCUACGAGACCACCAAGGCUGGUGACGCUGUCAAGGUCCUCAAGGACUCGUUGAAGCCUGUUGCAACUGCUAAACGAGAUGGUAAGUGGCAAGACAUCGAUGCAACCCUCCUCGUCCCCGGCGACCUCGUUCUUCUCGCUGCUGGCUCUGCCGUUCCCGCCGAUUGCUAUGUGAACGAAGGAGUUAUCGAGGUUGAUCAGUCUGCGAUGACUGGAGAGUCUCUCCCUGUGAAGUUCCGUCGUGGAGAGGUUUGCAAGCUCGGCUCCAACGUUGUGAGAGGAGAAGUUGAGGGCACCGUGGAGUCGACGGGUCAGAACACUUUCUUCGGCAAGACUGCUCAGAUGCUUCAGUCUGUUGGCAACGAGUCUGGAAGCCUUCAGAUCCUGCUCAUGAGGAUCAUGUUGAUUCUUGUGGUGCUCUCCCUGACGCUCUGUAUCAUUGCCUUCAUCUACCUUAUUCCGCAACACCAAAUCUCUCAGGGCGAGAUUGUUCGUCAAUCGCUGAGCUUUGCCGUGGUGGUUCUGGUUGCUUCCAUCCCCCUGGCGAUUGAGAUCGUGACCACCACCACUCUCGCUCUUGGCUCGAGGCAGUUGUCGGCUCGCGGUGCCAUCGUGACUCGUCUUGGAUCGAUCGAGGAGAUGGCGGGCAUGGACAUGCUCUGCUCGGACAAGACCGGAACGCUGACGCUGAACAAGAUGGUGAUCCAAGAGGACUGUCCGACGUACAGCCCCGGGGAGACGUACGAGACGGUGCUAUUCCAGGCGGCGCUUGCGGCGAAGUGGAAGGAGCCUCCUCGCGAUGCGCUGGACACGAUGGUACUGAAGACGUCAGGGCAGGAUCUGUCCAAGUGCGACGCCUACACCCAGCUGGAGUUCACUCCCUUCGAUCCGCGAACGAAGAGGACUGAGGGGAAGCUUCAAGGCCCUGACGGAAAGAUCUUUCGGGUGACUAAGGGAGCCCCGCACGUGAUCCUCAACAUGUGCCACAACAAGGAUGAGAUCAAGCCUCUUGUAGACGCCAAGGUGCACGAGCUCGGAACCCGAGGCAUCCGAUCCCUGGCGUUGGCGAGGAUGGACGACGAGGAUGGGAAGUGGAGGAUGCUUGGGAUCUUGACCUUCCUGGAUCCCCCUCGCCCCGACACUAAGCACACCAUCGAGAUGUGCAACAAGUACGGAGUGUACGUGAAGAUGAUCACUGGAGAUCACCUGGUGAUCGCGAAGGAGACUGCACGCGUGCUCGGAAUGGGCUCGUCAAUCUUUGGAGCUGAUGGUCUUCCAGUGCUCGGAGAGGGAGGGUCAGUACCCGACGAUCUUGUUGAGCAGUACGGCACCAAGAUCUGUCCCGCGGACGGCUUUGCCUCAGUGUUUCCGGAGCACAAGUACCUCAUCGUGGAGACUCUGAGGAAGGCUGGCUUCAGGGUCGGGAUGACGGGAGACGGAGUGAACGACGCGCCAGCCUUGAAGCGCGCGGACGUUGGGAUUGCUGUGCAGGGCGCUACAGAUGCGGCAAGAGCAGCGGCAGACAUUGUGCUGACGGGAGAGGGACUGAGCGUGGUCGUGGACGGCAUUAUCGUCAGCCGAGAGAUCUUUGGAAGGUUGAAGAAUUUCCUUCUUUACCGUAUCGCGGCCACCCUUCAGCUCCUCAUCUUCUUCUUCAUCGCUGUCUUCUCCUUCCCUCCCUACAAGUACUACAAGGCCAGCGGCUUCCCCGGUACUGGAAACUACUCCAACGUUUACAUGGGCGUUCCUCGACAGACUGGAUAUUGCCCGAGGGGAUAUGCUGGGCCCGCAGACAGCUUCUUGCAGUCUAAAGGCAUCACCUUGAACGCAACCUACUUCGACCACCCAGAGAUGUUCGACACUGGUUGCUCCAUCGUCCUCCCUAUCUGCAGCGGGUCAGGCAGCACCCAGACGUGCGUCGAGUGGCCGGAGUUCUUCAAGCUUCCUGUUCUCCUUCUCAUGCUCAUCACCCUGCUCAACGAUGGUUCCCUCAUCUCCAUCGGCUACGACAAGGUCAGCCCCUCCACCACCCCCGAGCAGUGGAACCUUACCAGACUCUUCGUCGUCUCGGGCCUCCUUGCUCUCAUUGCGACGGCCUCGUCGCUCCUCCUCCUCUGGGCGGCGCUUGACUCCAACAACCCCACCGGAGCCUUCGCUGGUCUCGGCAUCCCUCCCAUGGAGUACGGCAAGAUCAUCACCAUGCUCUACCUCAACGUGGCGCUCGCGGACUUCUUGACGCUCUUCUCCUGCCGCGCCCUCGACUCUCCCUUCUGGACCGUGGAGCCCGGCAAGCCCAUGCUCUUCGCCAUCUUUUGCUCCCUCGUCAUCUCCACCUUCCUCGCCUCCUUCUGGCCCGAGAGCGAGUUGGACGGGCUGCCAGUGAAGGGGCUGGCGCUGGGAACGUACAAGACGAUGCCGCUGUGGGUGUGGAUCUACUCCAUUAUCUGGUGGUUCAUUCAGGACUGCAUCAAGAUCGUGGUGGUGAGGACGAUGAACAAGUACAACUGGUUCCCCGAUGUGAAGCCGGACAUGGAGGAGUGGAAGAGAAAGGGAGGCAUCGAGGACGAGAACAAUAACUACAAGGUGUGA
Guillardia theta CCMP2712 is the source of this 2919-nucleotide messenger RNA. RefSeq lists its product as hypothetical. Gene Ontology annotation, biological process: regulation of intracellular pH; proton export across plasma membrane. The transcript has 4 exons. Gene Ontology annotation, molecular function: P-type proton-exporting transporter activity; ATP hydrolysis activity; ATP binding. The record is from RefSeq and is a predicted model, not a curated record. Gene Ontology annotation, cellular component: plasma membrane. NCBI's taxonomy places the organism in Eukaryota, Cryptophyceae, Pyrenomonadales, Geminigeraceae. The coding region runs from base 1 to 2919 and encodes 972 amino acids.